AUGGAUGCAAAACCUCAUAAACAUUCUACUGGUUAUGGAUGGACAACAACUAAUACAAAAGGUAAAAUCAAGGUUGAAAUCGAAGGCAAGGAAGUUGAAUUACCUGUAACCAUUAGUUUCAAUGUCACCGUUCAUGGUGAUCCAACUUUUAGUUGCCGUCAUGGAAAUUAUAAUAAUUAUAAUAAUGGGAGAAUAAAGGGUUGUAUACAACAUUGUUCGCUUGAAGAAAAUGAUAACACGCCAAACUUAUCUAGUGAUCAAGCAAAUGUUGAGAGUACAGUAGAGUCGGAAAGCGGUUUUUCAGGAUCAUUUACUGUUACUACUACUAAAAAUAAUAAAGAAAAAGAGGAAGUUCUCAAGGAAGUAACAGAAAAUGAGAACGAAGACAGUACAAUAAACUCGAAUGAUGUCCUCUUACAAUUGGUGUCAAUGGGUUUUGAGCAGUCUAUUGCUGAAACUGCUAUAAAUGAGAAUAAGGGUCUCGGAUUUGAGUCUAUUUUACAAUGGCUAUUGGAUCAAAAAAACAAUAAUAAAGAAAAUGUAGAAGAAACUUUUGAAAAAGAAAACAAUAAUUCAUCUGCUGUACCUUUGACUGAUGAUGAUCAUGACGAGUCUCAAAAUAUCGAAAAACCAGCAAGAUCAAAGCCUAUACCCUACCGACGUCCAAUUUCUACCGCAAAUGCUAAACCUCCACAAAAAGGCAUAUUAAAACCUGCACCUCAGCCCAGCACGCGUUCAACUUGGAGACGUGAUUGGUUUGCUGCUUUUCAAAAUGUCGUUAACGUUACAGCUACAACUACUUCGACCGCUUCAUCAUCCACUGGAGAACAGGUUUCGCAAUUAAAUAAUGAAAAUUUAUCGUCAUCCCCAAAUAACAACAAUCUUCUCACCCCUAAAACUCUUAAACGGGUUCGAUUUUCUGUAAAUAAAUUAACAAAUGAACAUCCACAUUCACCAAUCCCCGGUGAUAGUGAUAAUAGUGAUUGGGAAGAAGAAUACGAUUUCCAUGAAUGGAGUAAUAUCCAAAAUCCUAUAAAUCAGCAAUUGCAACCAAAAUCGGAUCAGAAAACAUCUUAUUCGGCUAAAGAUAUAAUGCAAUUUUAUCUUUCUGCCUGUAAAAUUCGAGAAGAAUUUCCUGUCGAUCGACUUGUGGAUAUCCUUAGGAAAGCAAAUCAGCAAGGAGGAUCUUUGAAAGUUAUUGAUUUGACAGGUGAUAUUAUUGAUCGCAACAUUGCUGAACCUAUAGCAGAUGUUCUUACACUUGAAUUUGGCUUGGAAAAAUUAAUAUUAGAGAGGUGUGAAUUAGAAGAUGACACUUUAAAAAUUCUAUGCCAUAGUUUACUUGUGAAUGAUAAAUUGGCAUAUCUCAAUUUGGCCAAUAAUAGAAGAAUAAGAUCCAAUGGUUUUAAUUAUAUAGCAAUUUAUAUUAAAAAGUCUACAACUUUGACAUAUCUUGAUCUUUCUGGAACAAACAUUGACAAAAAAUCAGCUACUUUUUUAGCACAAGCUUUAACACAAGGAAAUAGUAAAUCUGGUGCUAUACUAAAAACACUCAAGUUGGAUAAUUGUGCACUAAAGAACAAUGUUUUGGAAGUUUUGGGUCCCGGAAUUCGAAGAUCAAAUUUACAUUAUCUGUCACUUAAAUUUAAUAAUAUCAAUCAUGUUGGUGCUGUAUGGAUUGGUGUUAUGUUACGCGAUUACGAUGACUUUAAUUGGACUCCCAAUAAUCCAUCAAUUUCAGUUUCUACUAUGCCAGCAUUCAACGAACAAGAAGAGGCUAAAGCCGAAAGAUCAAGAAAUAGAAGACAGGGUUUGGAAGUAUUAGAUGUUAGUGGUAAUGAUUUAAAGGGCGGCAUACAAUAUAUAGCCCAGGCUUUAAGAAGAAAUCGAAGUUUAAAAGAACUAUAUUUACUAGAUAAUCGAAUUGAUUCAAAAGGCUUAUUAAAUUUGGCCGAUGGUUUUAAAUAUAAUUAUACAUUGGAAUUACUCGAUAUAAGCAGGAACAAUGUUGGAGGUUUUUCAGCAGAAGGGAUAAUAUCGCUUCGAAAUUCUUUAUCAGUAAAUGAUUCUCUUAAAAAAUUGAUCCUAUCAGAUGUAAAUUUAAUGACAGAAGGUGCAAUUGCUCUUGCAGAAUAUCUUCCAGAAACCAGGACUUUAACUCAUUUAGACCUUACAUCUAACCCAGGAAUUGAUAUUGCAGGACUUAUGGCAUUAGCAGUUUCAAUAAAGAUGAAUCAUAGUGUUCGUGUUUUAGAUGUCAAUGUUCAACCUAAUGAUGCAGAAAUGUCAAGACUUUCUCGAGACAUUCUUCGUGCAUGUGUUAGAAAUACUGAAUUGGCACAGAAGGGUGAUACAGAAAAUGGAGACUUUAAUUAUUUAUUACCGGACUUUGAAACAAAGUCUUUUUCUGGAUUGUCAAGUUCGUUUGAUGAAGCUGAAUCUUCAGAGACGGGAUUAGGAAUUUAUUUGGAUGAUUUAAAAAAAGAUAUUAAAAUUGCUGAAGAAAGUCUAAGCCUUUUAAAAGAAAUGAUGGUAAAUGAUGAAUCAAAAUCAAAAUCAAAUAGUAAUAAUAAUAAUAACAAUCAAAUAAUUCCAAAUGAAGUUAUAAUGCAAUUAUAUGAUGAAUGUAAAAAUCUUCAAACAAAAAUAACACCAUAUCUUUCAUCUGUUAUUGAAAAGAAUUUACUUGAGAAACUUUUGAUUUUAAAUGAUAACUUAUCAACAACUUUACAAAAAUAUGAUGAAAUGUAUAACAAACACAAAGGAAAAUCUAUUACUGUUACUUUGUCAAAAGAACCCAAAGUUCCAGAGGCUCCAUUGGAUUCCAAUACAUCUUCCAAUGAUCAAAUUGAAUCUACUGAUAGCAAUAAUUCCUCUACAAUUAGUCUCACAAUACCCAUUUCUACGCCCAUUUCUCAAACAACUUCAUUACCAAAAACAACUUCUUCAACAGAGCCUUUUUCAAUUAUUGACUCAGAAGAUGAUGAAUGA
This is a messenger RNA of Entrophospora candida, 2991 nucleotides long. Lineage: Eukaryota; Fungi; Glomeromycota; Glomeromycetes; Entrophosporales; Entrophosporaceae. The record is from the annotation of a GenBank genome assembly.